CCAAAUCCUAGGUGAAGGGAAAGUCCAUCUCUUUCAUCCCGUGAACAUCUCCUGAAUUUCCUACCUUCUCCCGUCUGACAAUAUUCUCUGAUAUUGAAUAAUGUCGGUGUUCCGCGACGUCACCCAGGCGGUCCCCGUUGCUGUCUUCAAACUAUCUCAAGAUUUCAAUAAUGACCAGGAUCCCAACAAGGUGAACCUCGGAGUGGGAGCCUACAGGACGGACGAGGGGCUGCCCUGGGUUCUGCCCGUGGUGAAGAAGGUGGAGAAGGUGAUCGCCCACGAUGACCGCCUGAACCACGAGUACCUGCCCAUCCUGGGUCUGCCCGAGUUCAGGUCCUGGGCGUCUAAGAUCGCGCUGGGCGCCGCUAGCCCCGCAGUCCAGGAGGACAGGGUGGGAGCAGUUCAGUGUCUGGGGGGGACGGGGGCUUUGAAGAUCGGAGCCGAGUUCCUCCGGCGCUUCCACAACGGCAGCAACAACACCAAGACACCCGUCUACGUGUCCGCACCUACCUGGGAAAACCACAACGCAGUGUUUGCCAGCGCCGGCUUUGAGGACGUGCGUUCCUACAAGUACUGGGAUGCCCAGAACAGAGGCUUGGAUCUGGCUGGUUUCCUUGGUGACCUGGAGACGUGCCCAGAGCACUCCAUCUUUGUUCUGCAUGCAUGUGCCCACAACCCCACCGGCACCGACCCCACGCAGGAGCAGUGGAUGAAGAUCGCUGAGGUCAUGAUGAGGAGGAGGCUCUUCGUGUUCUUCGACUCGGCCUACCAGGGGUUCGCCUCAGGCGACCUGGACAAGGACGCCUGGGCCAUCCGCUACUUCGUCUCCAUGGGCUUCGAGAUGUUCUGCGCUCAGUCCUUCUCCAAGAACUUUGGCCUCUACAACGAGCGCGUGGGCAACCUGACCAUCGUGGCGCGCGACCCUGACAACCUGCAGCGCGUCCUGUCCCAGAUGGAGAAGAUCGUGCGGACCACCUGGUCCAACCCUCCGUCCCAGGGCGCCCGCCUGGUCGCCAUCACGCUCAGCGACCCGGGGCUCUUCGAGGACUGGAAGGCCAACGUGAAGACCAUGGCGGAUCGGGUGCUGCUGAUGCGGGCCCAGCUUCAGGCUAAGCUGCAGGCCCUGGGGACCCCGGGGACCUGGGGCCACAUCACCCAGCAGAUCGGCAUGUUCAGCUUCACCGGCCUCAACCCCAAACAGGUGGAGUACAUGGUCAAGGAGAGGCACGUGUACCUUAUGGCCAGCGGCCGCAUCAACAUGUGCGGCCUGACCACCAAGAACAUUGACUAUGUGGCCCAGUCCAUCCACGCCACGGUCACCAGCGUCCAGUAGAGGUUCUGCUCACCGGGGGGGGGAGGGGGGGAAUAAGCUCAUUUUAUGCCCCGGCGCUUUUUGCUAGGAUUUCAACUUGUAUUUGCUAUCAGCACACACUACUUCCCCACCGUUUGAUCCACCACUCCGGUCCAUUCCCAGAGGAGUUGACGGGCUCAUUGGUGCUUACCUUAGAAUUUAAUUAGGUUUUUAAUCUCUUAACACACACCCAAACACGCACACACCAAAGCACAUCAUAGAGAAGUGUUUGAGUACAAUAAGUCAGUAUGUCUGCUCCAGUCUGCAGCCUAUUGAUUCACAUUGUCGGGUGUUGAUCUUGUUUGGUCGUGUGUCAUCUCCAGGCAAUAUGUUGAACAUCAUGGCUGAAUGAACUUGUAUACUUAUUCAUCGCCGGAGAACAAACCGGGUGUUCAGCUUUGGCCGAACACAUCUCAGCUGUGGAGUUGGAUUGGGAGUUUGAAGGAAGAAUUAAAAAUGGACUUGAUCAUGGAUUGCCAUGACCUAGCUGUUGAGCAAUUGAUCAAAUCGGUAACACUAGAUUAUUAUUGUUGUUUAUUGUUUAUUGAAUGGAUCCCCAUUAGCCGACGCCGAAGCGGCAGCUAGUUUAUUAUAAAAUACAAUGUUGAUGUACUUUAUUGUUUAAAUACUGUAAUUUAUCCAGCAGAUGUUAUUAUCUCAGGUGUGGGCUCCAGUACCACAUGUUAAAAUCGAUAUGCCAGUAUAGGGACCACGUUCUUGAGCAGGAUAUGGCAUCAUGCCGUGACUCCCAGAAUGGGUACCCAGAACCCUGUAAUGUGAAAUAAUGAAGAACUUCAGAAUAAAUGCUUUGUAAGUCGUUUUUCUUUCAUGUCUUCGUUAACGCUGGAAUUUGGAGUAGAGUUUAAGAUGAAUAAAUGCAUUACAAAUUACAUGCAAAACACCAAGCAGUCAUUUCAAUAUUUUUAUUUAAC
Molecule: messenger RNA, 2283 nt
Organism: Gadus chalcogrammus (walleye pollock)
Lineage: Eukaryota; Metazoa; Chordata; Actinopteri; Gadiformes; Gadidae
Gene: got1
Product: glutamic-oxaloacetic transaminase 1, soluble
Exons: 9
Coding region: 101-1333 (410 amino acids)
Biological process (GO): L-aspartate biosynthetic process
Cellular component (GO): cytosol
Molecular function (GO): pyridoxal phosphate binding; L-aspartate:2-oxoglutarate transaminase activity
Source: RefSeq, a predicted model, not a curated record